AUGGCCGACGAUGAUGGCGACGAGGUGGACGAGUACACGCUAAUGAUAGUGAGCUCGACAGAGCUCUCAUCUGCUGGCGAACAAUAUGGUGCACGCAGCAAUCUUGCGCGUCAGCUUCGCGAGUUCCGUGCGCUAGAGUUCAGCUGUACGGUUGUCAUGUUCGGCCUCGCGCUUUUCUUCGCCUGCAUCCCAGUCCAACAACGCUCGAUCCCCAGCGUUGAAGUCCAGGUGGAUUCGAACACAACCAUUUGGGCGCGAGAUCCAACGCUCAAUGCCAAAGUUCAUCCAGAGCAAGUGUCUACGGAGGCAUUGAUCUUUUUCGGUGUCAUGAUUCCAGUGACGGUGAAUCUGCUGAUGAACUAUGUGUUUCCGAAAGCAUUGAAGGUCCGACUAGUCCCUCACGAUACACGCGACUUUUUACUGGCAUUGGCACAGUCUGCAAGCAUGAGCGAGUUGCUGACAGAGUUUACUAAGAACCUCACCGGACGAUGUCGCCCGAGCUUCUAUGACAUGUGCGGCUGGCAGUACGAUGUGGUGUGGGAUGGCGUCACCAACCUGUGCACCAAUCCUGCAGGUGAAAAGGAGGGACGCAAGAGCUUCCCAUCGGGCCACGCUUCAUUUGCAUGGUCUACAAUGCUCGUACUGACGCUCUAUUUACUCGGUCGAUCCCGUCUCAAUAGCAGAAACCGCAGUGAGUCUGCAAGUCAAGGUGGUCGGAAGAUGCUAAAGCUGUUGCUUUGCUUCGUGCCAUCCUUCGUGGCAGCAUGGGUAGCCAUCACGCGCUCCAUCGAUAAUUGGCAUCACUAUUCGGAUAUUUUAGCUGGUAGCAUCAUUGGAGCCGUGUCUGCAUGCGUAUCGUACAGCUACAACUACGGCUCCGUGUUCAGCUGGGACUCAGCGGGCGUUCCUCGUCAAGAAUGCCAUAUUCGCCAACUUAUUUUCACUUCGUAA
This is a messenger RNA of Phytophthora nicotianae INRA-310, 951 nucleotides long. RefSeq lists its product as hypothetical. The record is from RefSeq and is a predicted model, not a curated record. Bases 1 to 951 code for a protein of 316 amino acids. Gene Ontology annotation, biological process: phospholipid metabolic process. NCBI's taxonomy places the organism in Eukaryota, Oomycota, Peronosporomycetes, Peronosporales, Peronosporaceae. The transcript has 2 exons. Gene Ontology annotation, molecular function: phosphatidate phosphatase activity.